Messenger RNA from Verruconis gallopava, 2554 nucleotides. RefSeq lists its product as uncharacterized. NCBI's taxonomy places the organism in Eukaryota, Fungi, Ascomycota, Dothideomycetes, Venturiales, Sympoventuriaceae. The record is from RefSeq and is a predicted model, not a curated record. The transcript has 4 exons. Gene Ontology annotation, cellular component: nucleus; chromosome, centromeric region. Bases 162 to 2309 code for a protein of 715 amino acids. Gene Ontology annotation, biological process: meiotic chromosome segregation.
UGGUGUACAACACACGACAUCUUUUCUUAGAUGAAGUGUCGCGCACUAGAUGGUAGCAUCAUCUGAGUUUCCUUCGUGUUUUUGAUGCGAUCAAAAGGAGGAAGGACUUCCAAUUAUCAGUGUCUUUUGGAGCACCAAAUACAACAAUAAAUACGUCGCAUAUGGCGCGAUUGAAUGAAGCGCCUUGCGCGAGCGAAUCGAUCGAUGCAUUAAAACGAAGGUUCAUUAGACAAAAUCGAGAGCUUGCAAAAAACAACUCUGCACAAUCCGUGCGCAUACGCUGCCUGGAAGCCGAAAUAUCACGUCUGCUUACUGAUAAUCUACAAUUGAGAGAUGAAAUCCUACAACUGCGUAACGAUCUCGAAGGUGUUCCAAGCAAAAGGCUAUUGGGGGUCGUAAAGGAUCAGUUGGAGGCUCAGGUACAAGUACUUGCACAAUUGGUUGCAGGCAUUGGCAUUUCUCGAGAAAAGAAAGAGAAGAAGAAUGAGGCAUUGUCAUUGCGCCUCCCGACUGUCGGUUGGGGCAGGGGAUUGUCUGAUCCACUAGACGGCACAGAUGGAAGGCUUCCAGCUAUAAUGGAAGACAAAUCGUAUCCUCGGCAAACACUCAAUGCGGAAGAGAUACAAGCUCUCGCCGAAGGCAGUGCAGAUUCCCCUGCAUUAGGGUCGCCUCCCGUGUCGUACUUUAGGGACGAGGAGCCCAUUAAGUUCGAAAACCUCUCUACUGUCGAGCCUAAGAAGGAAAACGAGGAUUUAGAUUCAUUCCCGCCCCAUCUGGAGACUAGACGAAAGAAAAAAGAUGGCAACACGAAGAUUGCGAUCCGAAGGAUGUCCGUAUUUAGUCCAUCAGAGGAGGAAGCCAAGAACGGAGAGGAGAGCAAGGUCAGAGUGAUGCAAACAGCACCAACCAGAACUGGGGCAAAACGGAAGCUUGCUUUGCGGGACGAUGACGGCAAUCCCACAGAGGAGUUCACGUUCUGUCGCAAACCAAAUAAUACUUCAAAUUCGGCAGACGAAUUAAGAGAAAAAGACAGCAGUGCGGAGCCACUUACGGAUGGACUCAAGAGCGACUUAGGAAGACCGGCACUAGCAAAGCUAGCUGAGCGAAAAGCACUAGGUGAGAGAAAUGUGAAUACGGACCCUGUGGUGUCUCCUAAAAAGACUGUUAAAAAUCCAACGAUACUCGAAGAGAAGGAGGCAUUGAAAAAGAUGGUUGAACAGGCAAAACAGAAGCAGCGUACAUCUCGUGAUCGCAAAUCGAGAGUUGCUACAACGAUGCCUGUUACGACUGCGUCACAGAAUACUGCAUCUCAAGCAGCUCAGGUCUCCGAAGUUAGUCCUCCAGAAGAAUCAAUAAAGAUGGAUCUACCACCAAAGACGCCGGCCACAGUCGGAGAUAUGUUCUCUGCACCAUCAACAGAAGAUUCCACUCGAACUCAGGGAGGAAGAGAUACCCCUCCCCCAAGUGAUCUGUCGGCCUCGACAGAUGCGACUGGACGUCCUGGAAGGCGUGCCCGUGCCCAUGUUAAUUACGCAGAGCCGAGUUUGGCUGCAAAGAUGCGACGGCCGACAAAGGAGCUACUCGACGCCGUGGGCAAAGACGGCAGGCCACUCAGCGGUAUGAUCGUUAAAAAGGAUCCUGUGGGCUUAAAAACGGAAGGAUCAGAAGGCGUGGGCAGCGUAUGGAAAACAAUGCCUUCAGCAAGCAUGAUCAAGUCUGAGAGAGGAGAGGGACGAGUAGAACCAGGAAGUCCUCUUAGCAAGAAAAGUACGACCUCUAGGGAGCCAAUGAAAGCUGUUGCAGAGACAGAGCCUACUCAGCCGUCGGCAGCUUCUCAAGCUAUCGCAGCGUUGAUAAAAGAGUCCAGAACAAAUGCUGCAUCGAGACGACGGUCCACUGCUACCUUACAGCGAGCCCUAGACACUGAAAGAUGCGGUGAAAGAAAAGACAAAGGUUCAUCAUCAAUCUACGACUUCGCAUCCUCAUCUCCGCAACGUUCCUCCUCGCUUGCCGCAACGUCAUCGCGCCCGAACUCUCAGGCGUCGGACCGGAACACGGACACAGAGGAUAAUAGUAAAUCGGGAAGAACGUCAAGACGGCAUUCUUCGAUCGCAUCAUUAAGCGGUGCUCCUUCCAAGGAAAGCCUGACAGAUGCGGCAAAGGCGCCGAGUCGAUUUGGCACCGGUGUUGCGGCCGGCCACAAGAGAACAGUGAGCGGAACCGUAAGGACAAUUUCUGAGGUAGAUCAUGCUGCUGUAGACAGUGGAACGGAUCUGAGAGCAAGCCGAAGGAGGAGUAUGAUGCUUUGAUGAUGAUGUUGAUUGUAAGUGAGUUAUUUUGUGCGCAAUGCAGUCCGGAGCUUUCUCCUUCUUUGUGGAAUUGGUUGGGGCGCAUCUCAUUCGAUACCCUCCUUUUUGCUCGGCACAGACAUUCGUUGACUAGCGACAUGGGAGUUUUUGACAAAUAAUACAAGACAAACGGUGCCGAUCGGAUUAUAAUGUUUGAGAGACACUGUUGAUUCAAUACAUUUGUCCCACCCGCCUUGCAAUAACGC